This is a messenger RNA of Serpula lacrymans var. lacrymans S7.9, 636 nucleotides long. RefSeq lists its product as uncharacterized. Lineage: Eukaryota; Fungi; Basidiomycota; Agaricomycetes; Boletales; Serpulaceae. The record is from RefSeq and is a predicted model, not a curated record. The transcript is spliced from 5 exons. Bases 1 to 636 code for a protein of 211 amino acids.
AUGUCAAGCAACAAAUCCGAUCAUCCCUCCAACAGCAGCAGCAAGAUGGAUGAGUCAGUGGGUAGAAUUAGUGAGGUUGAGGAUGAGAUUGAUGAUGAGGACAAGGACAAGGAGGGAGAUGAAGAAAAGAAGGAUGAGCAUGAAGAAGACAAUGGAGAAGAUGAAAAAGAGGAUGAGACAGCUCCAUCUCCAUCUCCCUCUCAACUUGGGCAGGACCUCCUCCCCUCUCUAACGCCUUCUGAGAGGACAUCAGCACCAAUAUUAUAUGCACUCCUCUUCCUCCUCUCCGCGGUCAUUGAACGUGGUGCUUACAGAUUGGCAAUGCCAGAAGCUAGAGGAGGAUUUAGGUUGGGUGCAGGCAGAAAGGACACCGCAAAUGCCCAUUGCACUAUCAUCUCCCGUGUGGUUGAGGAAACACGCAAGCAGCUGGGAGUGGCACAUUUCAAUCAGGAAGAGGCUGAGCGCAGCAAGAAGGUGAAGGGGAGGGCAGCGAAGGAUGCACAGAAGGCCAUGGAUGAGGCUGUCCAUGCCGUGCGAGAAGCCCCUGUUGUCCUACAAAUGCAAGGACGACCUCAUCACAGCCGCUGGGGCGCUGCAACUGUCAACCACUGGGACGGUCAAGGAACUCAUCACUAG